This is a messenger RNA of Closterium sp. NIES-65, 2400 nucleotides long. Lineage: Eukaryota; Viridiplantae; Streptophyta; Zygnematophyceae; Desmidiales; Closteriaceae. The record is from the annotation of a GenBank genome assembly.
AUGUUCGGCGCAGCGCAGCUCAAGUCGCAAGUGCAGGCGCAGCACCACACCAACCCCGUUAUAGACUUCCUUCUUGAAACGCAAGAAGCGAUUCGACUAGCUCUUAGAGCCGUGUACCUGAUGUUUCUUUUCCUGCCCGCGAUCUUGACCGGCCCGUUUGCGGACAUGGCGGGAGGGCGGUUCCGGCAGCAGUGGCUAGAGCUGGUUCAUAAGACGCUAGAGUGCGCGGGGGCAGCGUUCAUAAAGUGGGGUCAGUGGGCGGCGACGCGGCCCGACUUAUUUCCGAAAGACAUGUGCGCGCAGCUGUCGAAGCUGCACACGAAGGCGCCGGCGCAUCCGUUCAAGACGACGCAGCGCAUCGUGGAGCGCGCGUUCGGACGGCGAUUGGAGGAGAUGUUCGACGAGUUUGACGAGGAACCCGUGGCAUCGGGGAGCAUUGCGCAGGUGCAUCGCGCGGUGCUGACGAGCCGCUAUCCGCGCGCGGAGCCGAAGAUGGUGGAGGCGCCGCGCAUGGUGGCGGUGAAGGUGCGGCACCCGGGCGUGCGCGAGGUGAUCCACCGCGACUUCGUCAUCAUGAACUGGGUCGCGCGUGCCACGAGCCUCGUGCCGGGCCUGCAGUGGCUGCGCCUCGAGGACAGCGUGCAGCAGUUCGCGGUCUUCAUGAUGGCGCAGGUGGAUCUGGCCCGUGAGGCGGCUCAGCUGAGUCGAUUCAACUACAACUUCCGCCGAUGGCGCAGCAUCAGCUUCCCCAAGCCGCUUUACCCGCUCGUGCAUCCCGAGGUGCUCGUGGAAACGUUCGAGUCCGGGCAGAGCGUGUCUCGGUACGUGGAUCGGACCGAACCUGGCGGCGUGGUUGGGCCGGAGGGCAAGGGAGCGUGGCUCGCCGCCGAAGCUGAGAAGGCUGCAGCUGAUGCUGCCGCCGCUGCUGCUGCAGGAGUGGCGGGGGGAAGAGUAGGAGGGAGCAAUUCGGAGAGUGGGGUUGAUGACAAGAGAAUAGCAGCAGCCAGCGCAAAGGAAGGCAGGCCGGAGGGCGGGGAGGGCGUGACAGGAGAUAGGGAAGGGGGAGGGGCAGAGAACGUUGAUGAUGAUCCCAAGGCAAAGAAGAAGCGGCGGUGGUUGGUGCGGGGCCGGCCGUUCAAGCAGUGGUGGGAGAAGCGGGCAGGGAACAAACUCAACAUGGAGCUGGCGGAACUCGGCUCACACACGCUUCUCAAAAUGCUCCUUGUAGACAACUUCAUACACGCGGAUCUGCACCCGGGGAACAUUCUCGUGCGCAUGCAGCGCGGGCAUUUGCCGUCGGCGCCUGAGGAAGGGGUGGGGCUGUCGCUGAGCUCCCACCCGCACAUUGUGCUGCUGGAUGUGGGCAUGACUGCGGAGUUGGAACCGAGGUUUAGAGCGAAUAUGCUGGAGUUCUUCAAGGCCAUUGCGGUUAGAGAUGGCCGGCAGGCUGCGGCGUGCACGUUGAAAUUCGCGGACAAGCAGAGCUGCGCCGACCCCGACGCAUUCAUUCAGGACGUGGACAACUCGUUCAAGGAGUGGGACGCCACUGGAUUGCGCAUACCAACGGGUGACUGCAUGCAAGACCUGCUGGAACAUGUGCGAAGGCAUCGGGUGAACAUUGAUGGGAAUGUGUGUACUGUGAUUAUCACCACCCUUGUGCUCGAGGGAGGCACGCUGAGGAUCCGGGAGGUGUGGGCGGAUAAUCUGGAGGAGGAGUUUGAGAUGAUUCGCGAGAUAGUGGAUGAGUAUCCGUACGUGGCCAUGGAUACGGAGUUCCCAGGGGUUGUGGUCAGGCCAGUCGGGACGUUUCGCAGCAGCGCGGAGUACCAUUACCAGACCUUGCGCGUGAACGUGGACAUGCUGAAGCUUAUUCAGUUAGGGUUGACGUUCACGAACGAGGAUGGUAUGCUUCCUCAUUUCGGUCAGAACGAGUACUGCGUCUGGCAGUUUAAUUUCCGGGAGUUCAAUCUUAUGGAGGACAUUUACGCGCAGGACUCGAUCGAGCUUCUGAAGCAGAGCGGCAUCGAUUUCAACAUGAACCAGGAGAGAGGGAUUGAUUCGUUCCGUUUCGGGGAGCUUAUGAUUCCGUCAGGCGUUGUCCUUAACGAGAACGUGAACUGGAUAACGUUUCACAGCGGCUACGAUUUCGGGUACCUUCUUAAGGUGCUGACGUGUCAGAACCUUCCGAGCAAUGAAGCAGAUUUCUUCAACCUCCUCCGCACAUACUUUCCUACCAUCUACGACAUUAAGUACCUCAUGAAGUUCUGCACCCCUCUGCUGCUGCUAGCUUGGCUGCUUCCUGAAGGAGUCCGACCCAGCACCUCUUCUGCUGCUGAUGACAGGCGGUGGCUUGUAGCGUACGGCAAGAGUGUCUCUUCCGUGGAGAGCGAGACGAAGUAG